AUGGGCAAUUAUAAAAUUUUAAUUUGGCAUCUUACGGUAGUUUUCCUUGUUAAUGUUUUUAUAAUAAGACAUAGCGAAACAAAUAAUUUAAUUGAACAAGAUUUAACUGAUUAUGGAGCUCUACUAUCUGCUCGACAAUUUGAAGAUGGAAAAAUGUUAAUAGCUACUAUGAAUGGAAGUGCUUACCUAUUAUAUCUCAUUUAUCAAAACGGAAGUAUCAUCCCCGUAAACUAUAAUCAUUCUAUAAGUAGUCCAGAUCUUAUUCUUAUGGACUUUAAACCUUUAACAACAGAUCAUGUACUUAUGAUUUAUGAUUCAACAAAUUAUUCGUCAAAAAAACGUACUUUGCUCGGAAUUAUUAUAAAUCUAAAUUCACAUGGCAAAGUGACAGUGACAGACAAUAUUACUUUAAUGUAUCAAUAUAACGGAACUCAGCAUAACGGAACUAAGGAUUAUACUGUUACUGACUAUAGCAGCAUUUCACAAAGUUUUGUAUUUACAUAUAGAACAUAUGAUCCUAAAUUUUGGUAUAACAUGAAUAAUUAUCUAAAUUGGACCAAAUAUAAAUUCUCGCAAAGUGAUGGCACUGCUACGCCAAUAUCAAAUGGAAUUAUUAAGCUAAGAAAUGGAUUUGAUUUAAAAAACCAUGAUGCAUUUACUACUAUCGAUGGUCAUCAU
Messenger RNA from Racocetra persica, 678 nucleotides. The record is from the annotation of a GenBank genome assembly. Lineage: Eukaryota; Fungi; Glomeromycota; Glomeromycetes; Diversisporales; Gigasporaceae.